Triticum dicoccoides is the source of this 2109-nucleotide messenger RNA. RefSeq names its product pentatricopeptide repeat-containing protein At2g02980, chloroplastic-like. Lineage: Eukaryota; Viridiplantae; Streptophyta; Magnoliopsida; Poales; Poaceae. The transcript has 2 exons. The record is from RefSeq and is a predicted model, not a curated record. Gene Ontology annotation, biological process: RNA modification. Bases 1 to 1797 code for a protein of 598 amino acids. Gene Ontology annotation, molecular function: RNA binding; zinc ion binding; protein binding.
AUGCAUCACCAGCUCAAACCGCCCGAGGCCGCCACGCUCCCGCGCCACCUCCUUGAAGACCACGUCGUGUCGCUGGUCCGCCAAUGCCGCAGCCUCCGCGCGCUCCGCGGCGCCCACGCGCGCCUGCUCAGGCUCCGCCUCCCGCGCCUCACCUACGCCUUCGCGCUCUCCAAGCUGCUCGCCUCCUGCGCCGCCUCCGCCACGACCGCCGCGGCGGCCUCGUACGCGCGCAGCCUGUUCGACCAAAUCCCCGAGCCAACCGCCUUCUGCUACAACUCCCUCAUCCGCGCGCUCGCCACCCCCACCAACCCCACCGCGGACGCCUUCCUGCUCUACCGCCGCAUGCUGCGCGCGGGCUCCCCGCCCCCCAACAGCUUCACGGUCGCGUUCGCGCUCAAGGCGUGCGCUGCGGUGCCGGCUCUUGGUGAGGGCCUGCAGCUGCACUCGCAGGCCUUCCGCCAGGGGCUGGAACCGAGCCCCUACGUGCAGACCGGGCUGCUUAACCUCUAUGCCAGGUGUGAGGAGGUUGCGCUGGCCAGGAGCGUGUUUGAUGGCAUGGCCGAGGACAGAAAUCUGGUCGCGUGGAGCUCCAUGAUCGGCGGGUACUCCAGAGUGGGGAUGGUUAGCGAAGCGUUGGACCUGUUUCAGGACAUGCAGGCUGCUGGGGUGCACCCAGAUGAGGUCACAAUGGUUAGUGUAAUCUCGGCAUGCGCCAAGGCGGGCGCUCUUGAUUUGGGCAGGUGGGUGCAUGCUUUUAUAGACAGGAAGGGGAUCACGGUCGAUCUUGAGCUGAGCACCGCGUUGAUUGACAUGUAUGCAAAGUGCGGUCUGAUAGAGCGGGCAAGGUUGGUUUUUGAUGCGAUGGUGGAGAGGGAUACCAAGGCAUGGAGUGCAAUGAUAGUUGGACUGGCGAUGCAUGGGCUUGCAGAGGAUGCGUUGGGCCUUUUCUCAAGAAUGCUCCAGCUUAAGAUUAGACCCAAUAAUGUCACCUUUAUAGGUGUGUUGUCAGCCUGUGCUCACAAUGGGUUAGUUGAUGAUGGCCGGCGAUAUUGGUCUACUAUGCAAGAAAUGGGAAUUAAAGCUUCAAUGGAGAACUAUGGUUGCAUGGUUGACCUUCUCUGCCGUUCUGGCCUUUUGGAUGAAGCUUAUUCAUUUGUUACAGGCAUGCCCAUCUUACCAAAUUCAGUAAUUUGGAGGAAUCUUCUUGUGGCGAGUAAAAGCUUGAACAGAACUGAUAUAGUAGGAUUGGCUUCUAAAAAGCUCUUUGAGUUGGAACCGCGGAAUCCAGAGAACUAUGUUCUCCUAUCCAAUUUGUAUGCGUUGAACUCCCAGUGGGACAGAGUGAGGUAUAUGAGGAAAAAGAUGAAGGACAACAAUGUUACUGUCGUUGCUGGCUGUAGUUCAAUUGAAAUAAAUGGCUAUCUGCACAAAUUUGUGGUGAGUGAUGGUUCACACCCUGAAAUAAAGGAGAUAAGAGUGGUACUGAGGGAAAUAGCUGACCAGGUUCUACGAUCUGGCCACAAGCCUUGGACUGCAGCCGUUCUACAUGAUGUUGGUGAAGAGGAAAAAGAAAUUGCACUUUGUGAGCAUAGUGAGAGGCUAGCCAUCGCAUAUGGGUUGCUGAAGACAAAGGCACCUCAUGUCAUUCGGGUGGUAAAGAACUUGAGAUUUUGUCCGGAUUGCCAUGAAGUGACAAAAAUUAUAAGUAAAUCAUAUGGCCGAGAAAUCAUUGUCAGGGACCGUGUACGUUUCCAUAGGUUUAUUGGAGGAAAUUGUUCUUGCAAGGACUUUUGGUGAUUGCUUAACGUACUGAAUCACUGACAUUUGAUUAUCCAAAGCCGGAGAUGUGAUACCUUGAAAAGAAUUUUGUUUAGAAGUGGUGAAAGGGACUUGUGCAGAUACCUGGGGUUCUGAUGUUACUGGAAUAAACUUUAUAUCAUUGAGGUAAAUGUUUUUUUACCAGAACUAGAUGUUGCGUCCUGUCAUCUCCAGUGCUAGUGCAUAGUGUUAUCUAACCAGAAAACAAGCUACAUUAAUGAUAGAGUGGAUGUUGUAUCAACCUAAAAGAAAAGGCGACUGCAUUGCUGUCAUAGCUUUUAUAAAUGUCUC